GGGCCCUCGGAUUCCAUCAUGCUCUCCCUCAGCGCCCUCCGCCAUUCCCCUCCUCACCCGGGCUGCAAGCUCAAGUGGGAUGCUGUGGGCGCGAACGAGCUCACAAUCGCCGCACAGGAGCUCUCCUCAGCGGACUUCAUCAUGAAGCCCAAUGAGCUGCACCUCGCCUUCGACGUCGGGCCCCUCCGCUCGCGCAACCACAGCCGCUUCAAGCGCACCACCACACACGACCGCGCCCCUCCCAUGUCAAAAUCCCACCUCGACCGCGCCCGCGACCCCUGGCCGCCCGCCCUCUCGCGCUCGAGCACCACCGCCUCCCUCGCGACGGCCGCCAUGACACUCACCGCCGACGCCGCGGUCCUUGUCACGCGCCACGUCCGGCGCGAGUCCACACACAUCGUCUGGGGCGGCAUGCUCGCGUUCGAGCCGCCCGCGGACCGCGUCGCCCUGCGCGCGGUGCUCGUCAAGAUCGCAGUCGACGAGGAGGGCGCGGAGGACCUGCGCGAGCAUGCGCGCCACUAUGAGGCGCUUGCGGAGCGCGGGCUGUAUGUCGGCUACUACGGCCUCUUUGUGGACCGUAUCGGGAGCACUGCGCUCGUUGUGGAGGACUUCGGGGAGGAGUCGCCGCGCUCAGAGAGCGCAUCGGUUCUGUCGGGGCGGUCUUGGUGACCGCAGCUAGCAGCUCGAGACGGCGAUCUCGGGAUUGUUUGUUCUGGGUCCUCGGUGGUGCGUUUCGAACUCUCCUCUACAUUGCUUUCGGAUAGUAUAAACUUUGGCAUAAUACCCCUUCUCGUGGACUGGCCAUCUCGCUCGUUACUGUCGAUUAUCACGGACUACGGAUCCGGAUCGCCCAUGUAUACCUAGUGCUAUAGUACGUCUCUGUACACUUUGUACAAUACCACGAACAUAUUGCAUUACAGUCG
Messenger RNA from Trametes versicolor FP-101664 SS1, 923 nucleotides. RefSeq lists its product as uncharacterized. The record is from RefSeq and is a predicted model, not a curated record. The coding region runs from base 19 to 669 and encodes 216 amino acids. NCBI's taxonomy places the organism in Eukaryota, Fungi, Basidiomycota, Agaricomycetes, Polyporales, Polyporaceae. The transcript has 2 exons.